GAAAUAAACAAAACCCUUAUUCCGCUCAUUCGCGCUCAAACGACGAAACGAUUCAAACGAUUAGGGCUGAGGGCUUCACAAGUUGAGAUGGACUUUGAAGGUACAUCCAUGGCUCAUCUUCCUCCAUCCCCUGUAGAUCUCGUUGAUCAUCCACCAUCGGAAUCGCCGGAAUCAUCAUCUCCUCUAUCCCCUCUAGGUCUCGCCGAUCAUCCACCUUCGGAAUUGCCGAAAUCAUCAUCUCCCACCAGAAUGGAGGAUGAUGGGCGUGAGGAGAAUGUCAAAGAAAGUGAGGAAUUGAUCAAAAAGUACCUUCCAUGUCUUAAGAUGGAGUUUGAAUCGGUGAAAGCGGCGUUUGAGUUUUACAAUGAAUAUGCAAGGAUUACCGGUUUCAGUGUUAAAAUAUGUUACAGUAAUUUAAGCAAGAGAGAUGGCGUUAUGAUUAGUCGAAAAUUUGCAUGUAAUAAGGAAGGACAAAAGGCAAAAGAUAAACGGAACUUAGUUGUAGAACGACCUCACAAAGACACCAGAAUUAAUUGUCUUGCAUCCCUGUUUGUAUCAUUGGACCGAGGAACUUCGAAAUGGGUUGUGAAAAGGUUUGAAGAAAACCACAACCAUCUUUUACAUCUUCUCGAACAUUCCCAUUUGCUGAAAUCCCACAGAAUGGUAAGCGAGGCUCAGGCUAUAAAUAUUGAUAUAGCUGCUGAUAUUGGUUUAUCGCUUAAGGCAUCGCACGAUCUCUUAAGUGCCCAAGCAGGGGGGAAGGAAUGCUUAGGGUUCACGCGGGAGGACCAAAAAAAUUAUUUGCGUUCGAGAAGACAAAGGAGCUUAAAGUAUGGUGAAUCGGGGGCUUUGUUGGGAUAUUUUCGUAAUCAAUCUGCUCAAAAUCCAUAUUUCUACUAUGCGGUUCAAUUGGAUGUUGAUGAGAAGAUAACCAAUAUUUUUUGGGCUGACCAUGAGAUGAUUCACUACAAGAAAUCAAGCCUUUUGCGAGGAAGCAUAUUCCUCGCUAAAUACAAUAUUUUGCUCGCAAAAGCAUUUUUGCAAGGAAAUUUAAUUCGUCGUCUUUUCCUCGCAAAUGGGUAG
Molecule: messenger RNA, 1083 nt
Organism: Rhododendron vialii
Lineage: Eukaryota; Viridiplantae; Streptophyta; Magnoliopsida; Ericales; Ericaceae
Product: protein FAR1-RELATED SEQUENCE 5-like
Exons: 2
Coding region: 88-1083 (331 amino acids)
Source: RefSeq, a predicted model, not a curated record